AUGGCUGAUCCUGCUGCUGAUUCCGCUGCGGCUGAUGCUGCUGCUGAUGCUGCUGCAACUACACCAGCUCCUUUGAUCCAGGGUGCAGCGGGGCUGAAAAUUGCCCAUGUGGAAGCCCCGGCUGUUGAGGAAAAUGAACGACGAACACGGAGCGGCAAAUUUACCCUCAGACAGCUACGCCAGACGGACGGCCUCGUGCCGCUACAGUCUGGUACCAAUCAAUUUGACUCACAAAAAAAAGGAAUGACGGGUUUUGGAACGCCUCGUGAUGUUCGAGGCAAACACUUGAAACGCUUAUGGGAGCUGGAAUUCCCGGAAGAAGCACUGGACGAAUCACGGAAUGGAACAUCUCCGGAUGCUGCGCCACCAGCUGAAGAGCAAGAGCCCCGGAAGGUGCCACCAGUUGCACCACCAAAACCAUCCCAGUAG
Gongylonema pulchrum is the source of this 429-nucleotide messenger RNA. The record is from the annotation of a GenBank genome assembly. Lineage: Eukaryota; Metazoa; Nematoda; Chromadorea; Rhabditida; Gongylonematidae.